AUUCCUCGGCACCCGGCGGGGGCUGAGGCUCCGCCCUGGUGGCGGGGGCGGUGCGAGGCCGCCGUGGCAACGGCUGGCGGCGGUAAGAUGGCGGACGAGCUGGACCGGCUACUGGACGAGGUGGAGCGGCGGUUCUGCCGCAUGCCGGAGCGGGGGGCGGCGGGCGGAGGUCAGAACGGCGACAAGACGGGGGCUGGGGCGGCGGAGGGCAGAUCAGCUAAAAUGUUAACGGGUGAUGGCAGCGAUGAAGAAGAUAUAGACGACAUCAUUGAUGAAAUCUGUAAUGACAGCAGCUUUCCCAGAACACCUCUGAAAUUGAAGUCUAACUCCCCAAGUGUCACACCUGGAAGCAAUAGCACUGUUGUACAGGCUCAUAGGAAGAUGUGCUGUCCAGUGUACCUGGGUGGAAGCUCUUCACCAAAUGGCGUAGGAACAAAUAUUUCAAAGAGGACGUGUGAUCAGCUGCGCUGCACCGCUUGCGACUUCCGUGUAGCGCUUUUCAAUGACUACACCUGGGAUCAGUCCUGUGAUUAUCUUUUUUUCAGGAAUAACAUGCCCGAGCUCAGCAAGCUACGAGCAAAGAUGAUAAAGAAGAAAGGAUCACGAGCAUACGCUUGUCAGUGCAGCUGGAGAUCCGUUGGUGAAUUAACUGACCUCCAAGCAGAGCAGCAGCUUCGGUGGGUUUGUGGUAAACAUGCAGAAUGAAGGCCUCCUGUGUGCAGUACCUGCGGUUUUCUGACAACAGAGAGAAACUUGAAUAUUUCUAUCUAGAAAUAGAUUAUAACACUCAGAGUUCAACCCAAAAACUCUUUUUCUUCACUAUGUCUUGCAAGCAAUAUGAGGAGUUGAAUUAUUAGGAGAAAAAGUUUGGAGGUUUUAUGGAGACUGAAUAAUGUUAAAGCUCACAUUCAACAGUGUAAGAGAAUGGAAGAGGAAAUGGACAGAUUUAGAUGCAGAUAAAGCACCUUAAGCAUGUUCCUCCUGUCUAGCAGAGAGCCUUAUUUCCCCUGACUGCAAAAUGUUGGACUCGGAGAAAAUAGUGGGCUGAGAUGCAGCCAUGACACACAAGCGUAUGAAUUUCUACACGGAAAUUAAUACUGUUUUGCUUUGCUCAUAGCUGUUAAUGAGCAAGUGGUUGUAGAUCUCUUAAAAGUGUACUGCAAGAUCAACUCUCACCUCUAAGGUUUCAGCACACCCCAACACAUUAUUUUAGCCAACAAUAGCCAAAAUCUGCAGGUGUUGGAAAUUUCCUUCCAAUUCAUAUUGCUUUCUUCAAAGCUCCUUCUGCUGACUCAGGACUUAUACCACAGGGAAUUUCUUGGAUUUCCUUUCAGCCUUCACUGUAAGAGAUGAACAGGUUAUUGUGCAAUUAUUAAAUAUUAUGCAAUUUAAAAGAUAUUUUGAUAAGUAUGUGACUUCUAUUGAUAUUUUCAAGGGAAAAGAAGAAGGCUCGGUCUAUAAAAAGUGAGAAAUCAAGAUAUCCCCACUGACUUUAAAAUUUGUAUUUUUUUUCAGCUUCCGUAGCUUUCACUUCACUUCUGAAUGUUAUGCAGAAAGUGUAACUGUCCUGUUAUAACACACUCCCUUCCCCCAGUUACAUCAUAACACUACAUCCAGUAUCAUGUUACUAGGUGAAUUGUCUUGAUUAUAGUUAGUGUCGUUGUUUGUGAGCUCCUCCUUUUCACUGUGUAUAAAUAACACAGGGAUGGAUUUGGAUUUCAGGAGAGAGGAAGGAAGGUCAGGGUUAUCUCGGCAAUCGUAUUAUUGGAAAGUCCCAUACUGGGAAAUCUGUUAGUAUUUCUGCUGUGCAGUAUGUGAUAUUCUACACGUUAAUGCAAAACUACUUCCUUUGUGCAAAUUCUUGGUAUACUGCUCUAUUUCUGUUUUUGUGACAUUUUGCUCAUUGCCCUAAUCUGUACAUGAUUGAUCUGUUCUUUUUCUGAGCUUUUUCCCAACAAUUAGAUGAUCUUUCUUCCAAAAGUCACCUCUUGAAUCUGUAUUUUUAUCUCUUUGCUGUACCCUUCUGAAAGAGUAGAUCUUGGUGGUGACCAGCUUCCUGCUCACCUUCCACUUCUAUGAGUGUUAGAGCCUUCGGAUGGCUUGUAGUAUGCCUGGGAGGCCUGGCAGUGCUUACAUACACAGUGCUUCGAUGCUCUAGAGUGCACGUUCCAGUGCCACAUGCAGCCUUGCUAGUGGGUUCAGAGGAGCGCUGGCUUUGGAGAGAUACUUCAGUCUCCCUUGGCAUAGCAGUAUACACAUACUUUGGGGCCAGGUAUUAUUUUCAAUGCAAUUGCUGUUUCAGACAGUAGUUUCAACAGUUACAAGUCUAAAACAACAGGGUUCAGUAGACACGCAAACCACAGACCAGUUGAUUAAUGUCCAGUCUGCUACUGGAAGAGGUCAGCUGACCUUUCUCUCCUCUGUGAAGAGGUAGUCCUUACGUGGACUGUCAGAAGUAAGUGUUCCUGGGAUUUGUUCGGGUGGGUCAAAGCGAUUUCCAUUCCUGGAGAACACUAGUGCUAAUGGUAAGAGAACAACAAUAGUACUUAAUAAAUUAACAAACAAAGAGAAGAAGAAAUUUUGUUAAGAAUCGUACAUUUCAAAGAGUGCUGAGUUAUCUUGGCUUGCCUGUUCCAAGGCCAUUUGAGACUGAUGACCAAGUAGCCCCAUGGGAUGCUGUUCUGGUCGGGGUCUUCAGGUGCCGUAAUGUAGAAAACAAGUUAGGUUGCAACUUGUGAACAGGAAACAGGGAAAGUCCUAAAGCCUAUCUCAGUUCAUGAGACCAGGUGUCACGUGACUUGCAGAAGAAGCAUGUCUCCUGUGCCCUGUUUUAAACAAAUUGUCACCUUCUCUAGGCCCAUUGGCACUACCAAGUGUGUGGAACCUUGCUGAAACAAAGUUCAAGGCAUGUGUCUUAGUGAUUUUUAUGACCAGAAGGUGACCUGCAGCACCUGAAAAGGGGAGACUGGGGAGGAAUAGAGGCAUACAGACUAAGAGUGUAGGAGAAGUAAAAAUUGAUGUGAAUAUUGUUUGAUACCAUUAAAUCAGCAGUUCUCCUAUGUCACCUCAUCCCUCAGUCUUCUGUUAACCCAGACAGUUGUAGAAACAGUGUGCUCUCAUACGUAAUUGCUAUCAAAUGAACUUAUCACUAACACCAUUAAGACCAUACUCCAAGCCCUGAAAAUGUUAGAAUAUAGUCUUUAUUGGUAUGUGCAUAUUGAAACCUGAGCAUUCUUCUGAAAUCAUCGUGUUUAUUCAAGUAUACUUACUUGGUCCUGACCCUAGUCAGACUGAUGGGGUGUGACAGCAUGUUGUCCAAGUGAAGGCAGAAACACAUGCAGAAAUAGUGCUUAUUGCAGUGUUUUCCAUUACAGAAUUCAGCUUGUUUCUAGAUCUGAGAAUAAUUAGUAUGUCAUUAAAUGUAAUUAUUUUGUUGGAAAAAGGACUGGUCUUAAGUAUUUGAGUUCCCUACCUUCAGUGUUAGAUGUUACAAACCGCUCCAAAGUCUUCAAAUGAAAAGAAUGUAAAAAGAUGUAAAAUUGGAGCUUCUGUGUUCAUUUAAUGGUGUUCUAAGAUUGCACAAAGGUUCUCAAGAUAUAGCCCAGACUUUAUGUGAUACUUCAGUGCAAGUUAUCUGAAAUAGCAGGCAAUACAGAAAUAAUUUUGUUUGAGAAUGCCAUUCAGCUGUUGUCAAACAGAAGUACUGGAGAACAGUUUAGCCAAGUAUAAACGUGACCAUUGUUUUCCUUUAAUUUUUGCUUUGGAAGAAAUAAUACCAUUUCUGUUUGUGAAAUAGGUGAGGUGAUAAGAAGACUUUCAUUUGGUUUGAGUGAUGUACUUGGAAAUCUUCUAGCCUGCAGCAUUAGUCUGUAGCAGAUCCCUCGACAAAGCAAGCAACAAAGUAUAACGAAGUGAGAAUCCAUACAAAAGUGUGCAGAUGGAAACGUAGUCGGUGGCUAAAUGUCAUAGCAACUUUUUAAAAUCUGUGUUCCUGCAGUACUUCUGGAGAGGAAUAAAAUUCAGAUGUAUGUAAUAUAUUUUAGUAUAGCUUUUCUUUAUGAAUUUUUUAUUAAGGAUAUUGUCCUGCCAUAGAAUUUAACCUGCUGAAGCAUAAAAGCAUUCCAUAUGGCAAGAUCUGCAUUGUGUAAAAUUGAAUAAAGAUAUUUUUUUUUUCUGAACGAGUA
This is a messenger RNA of Numida meleagris (helmeted guineafowl), 4184 nucleotides long. It is a transcript of the gene CFAP418, whose product is annotated as chromosome 2 C8orf37 homolog. Gene Ontology annotation, cellular component: cytosol. The transcript has 6 exons. Bases 88 to 705 code for a protein of 205 amino acids. Lineage: Eukaryota; Metazoa; Chordata; Aves; Galliformes; Numididae. The record is from RefSeq and is a predicted model, not a curated record.